Bipolaris maydis ATCC 48331 is the source of this 771-nucleotide messenger RNA. RefSeq lists its product as uncharacterized. Gene Ontology annotation, molecular function: protein binding. The record is from RefSeq and is a predicted model, not a curated record. NCBI's taxonomy places the organism in Eukaryota, Fungi, Ascomycota, Dothideomycetes, Pleosporales, Pleosporaceae.
GUUUCCACGAACGUGCUCCGUCUUGCUUCUCCAGUCUUUACAAAGAUGCUCAGCACCUCAUUCCGCGAGGGACAAAGGCUAAUAUCAGAAGAACUACCCGUGAUUGAACUAGGGGACGACGAACCGGAUGUAAUGGAACUGAUCCUCCGGGUCCUCCAUUUUCAAGGCAAUAGCACAGACCACGAAAUGACCUCUGAAAGACUGGCACAGGUUGCACUCCACUGCGACAAGUAUGACUUGACUAGGUCUUUGGGGCCUUGGGUAAUCACGUGGUUCCGCAAUGUGAGUGGAAUUAGCAGCGAUGCUACUGCGUUCGGUUUCCAGGUACUAGCUGCCUACAUGUUUGGCGACCGCAGGGAAUUCAGAGAUAUUUCCAGAGCAGCCGUCUUACAGCUGAACUUGAUGUUCCCUGUAAAAUGGAAGGAAGAAGCACUGUUAUCAAUCUUGCCUAUAAGUGUGACUAACUCCAUAAAGAAGAGGAUACAACGAGUUUUGAACGAGCUCGAAGCCGUCUUGCAAUGCAUGGAACGUAUAAUACGUGACGAUUCUAGAUGCUAUAACACCUGGAAGCUUCUUUGUACCGAAUGUGGGCGGAACCUUCCGGGCGAGGCAAAGCGGUGCCAUCCAUGUCAAAACACUCAGCUUUUAGCGGUUUACUGUACAGGGCAGACGAGAGUGGCUCAGUAUUUUGAUGUCUUGCGUGCCGUAGAGCUAUGGCCUACUGUUGGCUACUUUGCGGCUUCCUCUGUUUCCCAAAUCUCGCUGCGAUUC